Molecule: messenger RNA, 650 nt
Organism: Arachis duranensis
Lineage: Eukaryota; Viridiplantae; Streptophyta; Magnoliopsida; Fabales; Fabaceae
Product: DNA-directed RNA polymerases II, IV and V subunit 9A
Exons: 4
Coding region: 135-479 (114 amino acids)
Biological process (GO): maintenance of transcriptional fidelity during transcription elongation by RNA polymerase II; transcription-coupled nucleotide-excision repair; transcription initiation at RNA polymerase II promoter
Cellular component (GO): RNA polymerase II, core complex
Molecular function (GO): DNA-directed RNA polymerase activity; zinc ion binding; nucleic acid binding
Source: RefSeq, a predicted model, not a curated record
UUUACUGAGUUGAAGUAGUGGCAGUAGGAAGAAGAAACAAGAAACAAGAAACAAGAAACGAGAGCCCGCGCAAAAAGACGCAGAAUCAAAGCUUCGAAGCUGUGCCUCUUGUUGCUUGUUAGAGCCUUGCAAACAUGAGUACCAUGAAAUUUUGCCGCGAAUGCAACAACAUUCUGUACCCUAAGGAAGACAGGGAGCAGAAGAUUCUUCUUUAUGCAUGCCGUAAUUGCGAUCACCAGGAGGUUGCUGAUAACAACUGUGUGUACAGAAAUGAGGUGCACCAUUCUGUGGGAGAGCGAACUCAGGUGUUGCAGGAUGUGGCUGCAGAUCCAACUCUACCUCGCACCAAGGCAGUUAGAUGUGUUCAGUGCAACCAUGGAGAAGCCGUUUUCUUCCAGGCAACAGCCCGAGGGGAAGAAGGAAUGACGCUUUUCUUUGUUUGCUGUAAUCCAAACUGUGGAUACCGAUGGAGAGACUGAUGGUGGCUCUAUUCAGGGUUUUAUGUUAGAAAGAUCCAAUUUAUUUUGUCAUCCAAGAGAGAGUGAAUUUUCUUGGUUAAACACAGAACUUUAGAACCAAAAUGCCAUUAUUAUCCUGUUUGCCGAGAAGGAAUCUGAAUUUACGGUUUAUUAAAUUGAACUUUUUAUUCA